GUCAUCAGUCAAGUCGACAAAACAAAAACCACUGUGUUCAUUGUUCAAAACAAACACAAAACGCAAUCAACAAAAUAAUAAAACGUUGCAAAAGUUGAUGAUAUUAAAGUGAAUUUACUUAAUAAUUACUUAGGUAGUGUGAGUUAUCUAUUUGAAGUCAAAAUGCUAAAAGACGAUUUACAAAACUUCGAGCAGAAUCUGUACAAAUAUUUAGUGGCAGAGGAGGAAUGUACCAUGGGUCUCUUAGUGAAGAAACACUCCAGUAACUUACAAACUAAAGGCGACUUCAGUUUUCUCAACGCUGCGAAACCGUGGCAAGAGUUUUUGUUCCCUGAACAAACAGAACGCUUGAAUGAGACGCUGUUGAAAUGCGUUAACAAAGAUAUUGCGGGAUUGAUAGACACGUCAAAAGAUUGGCCAAUACCGAUAGUGAAAGCUGAAGAAGUAAAAGAUCGAAUACAUUUAUUCAUAGACAGGCAAAAAUCAAUUCGUUUAGGGUUUCAAAACGCUACUAAUAAUAUCGCAGUUCUGUUACAAAGAAUAAGCAUAGAUACUCCAGUGAUUAAAAUCGACCCUUACUGCGAGAAUUCAAAUUCCUUAGCAUUUUUAAGAUUAAAGUGUUUAAAAGAGGUUUUAAAGAAUUUAUAUCUCAUCCAUACCUAUCCUAAAGAACAGAAUUUAAUAAUUGUAGUCACAUGGAGAUCUGAGUGUGAUCAUUACCAACCAUAUAGUAAUGUGCAUUACAUAUUUUGUGGCCCAGUACUAAAUAAUCAGACUGGAUUAAAAGAGAAAACAAUUACAGCAUCUGAAUUUAUAAAACAAAGACAAGAUGAGUUAACGUUAAUUGCAAAACACCGAUAUGGUAUAAGGGAGUCAAUGGAGGAUAAAUGCAAGGAGUUCAUAGCACACAUGGGGCAGUCUGCCGUUACAUUUGAGCUCUUGCAGACCAAGUGUGGUAGCCCUGUGAAAAUUGCGUCUUGUUCUUCAGGAGGGCCCACUAAAGGACCUGCAUUCAUUCUUUACAACUGUGCACGAUUGGAAACUUUGAUUCGUACGUUCAAUGAGAAAGUUGUGGAAGGAAUUUAUCCACCACUCCCUAGUUUAGAGAAUACUGACUUAACAUUAUUAACUGAUAAGGAUGAAUGGUGCCUCAUAUUUACAUACAUAAUGGGCCUCCCGUCGCUCCUCAAAGCCAGUUUCAACCUGAAAGAGGAUCCGAGAGAAUAUGAUGAAGGGAUCUGUGUGUUCCGACCACACUUCAUUUGUAACUUCCUGAGCAGUAUGGUCAAAGCGUUCAGCCAAUAUUAUAGGAGGGUGAGGAUCUUAACGGAACCUCGCAAGCACCUGCUACCAGUCAUGUUCGCUCGGAUUCACAUGUUAAUAAUAUUAAACGACACUUUAAAACUAUGUUUAAGAAUAUUAAACAUUAAAAGCGUUUCACAAAUGUAUGAAAGUUGUUUUUUUCCCUAAUCCCAUACCUCUAUCGUGUUUUCGUAGAUAAAUGAAUGA
Messenger RNA from Maniola jurtina (meadow brown), 1509 nucleotides. RefSeq names its product DALR anticodon-binding domain-containing protein 3. The transcript is spliced from 5 exons. Gene Ontology annotation, molecular function: tRNA binding; arginine-tRNA ligase activity; ATP binding. The record is from RefSeq and is a predicted model, not a curated record. Lineage: Eukaryota; Metazoa; Arthropoda; Insecta; Lepidoptera; Nymphalidae. The coding region runs from base 163 to 1470 and encodes 435 amino acids. Gene Ontology annotation, biological process: arginyl-tRNA aminoacylation; tRNA C3-cytosine methylation.